AUGGAACGAAAGAAUUCAGAAGCUGGCCCUUCAAAUAAUCCUCUCAAAGUACCUGCUGCAUCCUUUCCUACACAUAAUUCACCUCGGGUUUGGUUCAUGACAUCUGCAUUAUCCCCAUUAUGUGUCAGAUUAAUCAGACUUCUUCUCAAGCAUGGUGAUUAUGUAGCCGCUGGUCUGCCGCCAAAAGAAAUUGAAGAUGAUGAGCGAUGUCUAGAGUUCAAGGAACUCAUCAAUGACUAUAUUCUGAUGUGCUGCUCAUCUGAAGAUCCACAAAAUGAUAAACCUUCAAUUGAAUCAGUGUUUCCUAUUCUACCUAGCGAAUCAAAGGAUAAAUUGGUUAUGGAAACCGUUCAUGCCUUAACAGCAAUUGGAGGUCAUGAAAACCCCCCAGCGAGGCAUAUCGUAGGUUAUGAAGGAAUCGCAUCUGUUAAGGAAAAGUUGAAGAUAGUCAGUGAAGAAAUGGAAGACUUUGUGGAAGUUAGUUGUGCAGUGGAUAUCUACACUAAAAGCGCAGUUAGCCAGGCAGCAUUGGCUGAACCAAGGUCACAACGUAAGCGUAGUGUCAGUAUUGAAAGACGGGACUCCAACAAUGAAGAGGAAAAGGGGGAGGGGGGAGCGGAAGAGGAAAGAAGAAGUCAAGGAGGAGUCAAGGAGGAAGUCAUUGAGAGAACUGAGGAAGAAACGUACCUAAAUUAA
This is a messenger RNA of Sclerotinia sclerotiorum 1980 UF-70, 696 nucleotides long. RefSeq lists its product as hypothetical. The record is from RefSeq and is a predicted model, not a curated record. The transcript has 5 exons. The coding region runs from base 1 to 696 and encodes 231 amino acids. NCBI's taxonomy places the organism in Eukaryota, Fungi, Ascomycota, Leotiomycetes, Helotiales, Sclerotiniaceae.